GUGAAUUUCUUCUCGUUUAAGGAGGAAAGAUAGUGGAAAAGUCUGCAUUAAAUCUGAACAUGGCUGCUCUUCUGAGACAUGGCUUCCAAUGGCCGCUUGAUGCAUUGAUCCCAUUCUUUGCAGCCCAGGCCAAAAAAUACCUUAUCAGACUUUUGACUAUUAUCAUGAUUGUGUUGACGCUCUCUGCCCUCCUCUGUGCCUUCUGGCACGCCUCGGACAGCAUGGAUUAUUCUCCCAUGACCACUGGGCAUGCGGUGGGCAUAUCAAACAAGCAAUGGUGGAAACCCCCGGACAUCAUGAAAAUCCUAAAGGAUACUUUGUUGUACGUGGCUACCAUGCUUCCAUCCUACGAACCGCUGACCGUUGGGAAUCUGCUGAAGCACCGCGAUCAACUGGGUGGUGUGAACUAUAUGGUCCAAGCUUGUUUCAACUUGGCCAUUGAUGUCUUCAACCUGGAACCCCACUUGGUGCAGCAAAAUGCCCGGAUGGUUAUCCAGUGUGACGGACCGCCCAUAGAGUUUCUCUCCGGCAAUGGAGACUGUGAGAUUUCUGUGUUUCUCUUAUAUGAGAAAAUCCAUCACAACAUCCGGGAACUGACGCCUGAAAUGUACCUUGCUAGGCUGUCCGUUCGUAAGGAGCCCUUGAGCAUCAAUGAUCUGCUGAGAGUGAGACGUAAAUUGAAGUCCUGGGGGGUUCUUUCGGACGAACUUGGCGGUUGCCUAGAGUUUGCGGUACAGGAGUUUGCCAAGGAGCCCUCCUGCGUCCAAACCAAUGCCCACAUGGUUGUAGACUGUGGUGGACAAGUGGUGACGUUCGUGUCUGGGAGGGGGGAGAAUGACAUCAAUGUCUAUGACGUACGGGAGGGCACCAUCCACUACCGGAUCAAGGUCUCGGGCCCUUUGACCAGCGCUGUACGGUUCUUCACUGGGAACAAAGAUCACGUGCACACCCCUGCGGGGAAGCUCUUGCAGCUUGAAUGA
Messenger RNA from Elgaria multicarinata webbii, 980 nucleotides. RefSeq lists its product as uncharacterized. Lineage: Eukaryota; Metazoa; Chordata; Lepidosauria; Squamata; Anguidae. The record is from RefSeq and is a predicted model, not a curated record. Bases 60 to 980 code for a protein of 306 amino acids. The transcript has 2 exons.